Messenger RNA from Equus quagga, 5966 nucleotides. RefSeq names its product ubinuclein 1 (gene UBN1). The record is from RefSeq and is a predicted model, not a curated record. Lineage: Eukaryota; Metazoa; Chordata; Mammalia; Perissodactyla; Equidae. Gene Ontology annotation, cellular component: nucleus. The coding region runs from base 87 to 3488 and encodes 1133 amino acids. The transcript is spliced from 18 exons.
CGAGUGCGGCCCGCGGGGCCGUAGCCUGCGUCGCGCCGGGGACAAAGAAGCCAUGCAGUGACACCCGCUAAGAGUUGUUGGUAGCCAUGUCGGAGCCCCACAGGGUCCAGUUCACCUCUCUCCCAGGUUCUCUGAAUCCCACAUUUUUGAAGAAAUCCCGGAAAGAGGAGGUUGGGGGAGCAGAACAGCAUCAAGACCCUGAGCCGGCUGCAGCAGCUGUUCGGAUUACACUCACCCUCUUUGAACCGGAUCACAAGCGCUGCCCAGAGUUCUUCUACCCAGAGCUGGUGAAGAACAUACGAGGGAAGGUGAAAGGCCUUCAGCCCGCAGACAAGAAGAAAGAACUCCCUGAUCCUUUCAAUGACGAAGAAAAGGAAAGGCAUAAAGUGGAGGCUCUUGCCCGGAAAUUUGAAGAAAAAUAUGGUGGAAAGAAGCGUAGAAAAGACCGAAUACAGGACUUGAUUGAUAUGGGGUAUGGUUAUGAUGAGUCCGAUUCCUUCAUCGAUAACUCUGAGGCGUAUGAUGAGCUUGUUCCUGCUUCUCUGACUACAAAGUAUGGAGGAUUUUACAUUAACUCGGGAACCCUGCAGUUUAGACAAGCGUCAGAAUCUGAGGAUGACUUCAUUAAAGAAAAGAAGAAAAAAUCUCCAAAGAAGCGGAAGUUGAAGGAAGGUGGUGAGAAGAUAAAGAAGAAGAAAAAAGAUGACACUUAUGACAAGGAGAAGAAAUCGAAAAAGUCCAAGUUUUCCAAAGCCGGCUUCACAGCCCUGAAUGCCAGUAAGGAGAAGAAGAAAAAGAAGUAUUCUGGGGCUUUGAGCGUUAAAGAGAUGCUGAAGAAAUUUCAGAAGGAGAAAGAGGCUCAGAGAAAGAGGGACGAAGAGCAUAAGCCUGUAGCGGUCUCAGCAGCAGAAGCUCAGGGCCUGCGGGAAUUGGAGGGUGCCUCUGACCCCUUGCUCUCACUCUUCGGCUCCACUUCUGACAAUGACUUGCUCCAGGCGGCCACUGCCAUGGACUCGCUGACUGAUUUGGACUUGGAGCAGCUGCUCAGUGAGUCACCAGAAGGAAGCCCCUUCCAUGAUAUGGAUGAUGAAAGUGAUUCCCUUGGGGUGGGACUGGACCAGGAAUUCAGGCAGCCCUCUUCCCUCCCUGAAGGCCUGCCUGCACCCCUGGAGAAGCGCGUUAAGGAGCUGGCUCAGGCUGCCAGAGCUGCCGAGGGAGAGAGCAGACAGAAGUUCUUCACCCAGGAUAUUAAUGGCAUCCUCUUAGACAUAGAGGUGCAAGCUCGGGAGCUGAGUAGCCAGAGCCGUUCUGGGGUGUAUGCCUAUCUUGCUUCAUUCCUGCCCUGCAGCAAGGACACCCUGGUCAAACGAGCUCGAAAACUUCACCUCUGUGAACAGGGGGGGCGUCUGAAGGAGCCUCUCCAGAAGCUUAAGGAAGCCAUUGGCAGGGCGAUGCCAGAGCAGAUGGCCAAGUACCAGGAUGAAUGCCAGGCGCACACACAAGCCAAGGUUGCUAAGAUGCUGGAAGAGGAGAAAGACAAGGAGCAGAGAGAACGGAUUUGUUCUGAUGAGGAGGAAGAUGAAGAAAAGGGGGGCAGGAGGAUAAUGGGACCCCGGAAGAAAUUCCAGUGGAAUGAUGAAAUCAGGGAACUGCUCUGCCACGUGGUGAAGAUAAAACUAGAGAGCUAUGACCUGGAGAGGAACAAGGCCCAGUCUUGGGAGGACUACGUGAAGGCAUUUCUGGAUGCCGAGGUCAAACCUCUCUGGCCCAAAGGCUGGAUGCAGGCCAGGACUCUGUUUAAGGAGAGCAGACGAGGCCACGGGCACCUGACAUCAAUCCUGGCCAAGAAGAAAGUAAUGGCCCCAUCCAAAAUCAAGGUGAAGGAGUCAUCUACUAAGCCUGAUAAAAAGGUUUCCAUCCCAUCAGGCCAGAUUGGCGGCCCCCUUGCUUUGCCUUCAGAACACCCGGGAGGCACCCUGAGCCUUGGGGCUACGACCAGGGAGCUCUCGUCCCAGGCCCCUGGCAGCCUUGCUAAUCCUGCUCCCAUCAGCCUGGAGGACUCGCUGGAUGGAGACUUGAUCCGUAAUUCCGCCUCCUCCUUGGAGGCUGUGUCCAAGGAACUGGCUGCACUGAACAGCAGAGCAAGCGGGAGCUCUGAGUUCACACUGCCCGCACCCUCGAAAGCGCCGGCAGAGAAGGUCGCGGGCAUUCUGUGUACAGAAGAGAAAAGGAACUUUCCGAAGCCCAGCCCUUCUGCCCCACCACCCUCUAGCUCUCUGCAGUCACCUCUCAAUUUUCUGGCUGAACAGGCUCUGGCACUGGGGCAGUCCUCUCAGGAGAAAAAACCGGAGAGUGCUGGCUACAAGGAGCUGUCCUGUCAGGCUGCCCUCAGCAAGGGCCUGCCGGAAGUGCACCAGUCCAAAGCAAAGCACCACGGCUUGCCACGGACGUCUCACGCCCCUCAGGCGGCCACUCCCGUGCCCAGCCCCCCAGUCAAAGUCUUUCAUGCAGGCGCUCAGCAGCAAAAGAGCUUCACCCCGCCAGCUCCGUUUGUCAAUAAGCUCCAGGGCCCAAAGCCUUCCUCCCCACAGUGUCACCGCUCCCUCCUCCAGCUCGUGAAGACAGCAGCCAAAGGCCAGAACUUUCACCCCUCAACGCCAGCGUCUUCGGGAGGCACGCCAGCCUCUGGCAGCAGCUCUCAUAAGACCUCAGCCUCGUCCUCCACUGCCCUGAGCCAUCCAGCAAAACAGCACUCAGCCAGCUCUUCAGGGCCAUCCUACAAGAGCAGUCCCUUUGCUGGCUCUGUCCCCAAACACGGGAUUUCUUGUGGCAGCUCUUCCUCUGGGGGAACCCCCGUCCAGAGCUCUGCUUCCGGGAGCCUGCCCCCCGGUGUACAGCCUCCCUCUGCAGGGCAGCCUGCCGGCCGACCCGUCCCAGGCUCCGCGGCGAAAAAACCACCCGUCUCCCAGAAGCUGACCCUGGUGGCCCCUCCGGGUGGUCCAAAUGGAGAUUCUGGUGGUGGGACCCAGGGAGUGGCCAAGUUACUGACCUCCUCCCUGAAGCCCAGCGUGGUCAGCAGCGUGACAUCGUCUACCUCCUUGCCAAAAGGAACGAGUGGGGCUGUGCUGCUGACGAGCUCCUCGCCCUUAAAUCUGCUGUCAUCAUCCUACAAGUCUGGCAGCCCAAAGCUGCCCGGGGCUGUGAACUCAAACUCCCUGGGAAUUAUCUCCCCAUUUCCUCUCCGCGUGCUUUCCUUUAGCACCGACUCCCCUGCCAAAGCAGGGGUCUCAAAGGAUGCCAUCGUCACCGGUCCUGCCCCUGGGACGUUCCACCAUGGCCUCAGCCCCAGUCUCCUGGCUGGCUUGCACUCCAGCCCGCCCCACGCAGCGCCUCUCCCACACGCUGCUGUGUCCACCCACAUCCCGCAGAGUCUGCCAGAUGCUUCUCAGCUUCAUGGGAAGGGGUCCGGUGUACCACGGAAAUUGUGACCUCUUCAGAGGAAAGGCCGGUGGCUGAAGGGGAGUAGGUCUCGGAAAUUGGAUAAUCACUGCGCUCUUUCUGCUGAUUGGUUUUCUUCUGGAGAAGGUGUGAGUGCUAAGUGGAGCAUCUCUUGGCACUUGUGACGUGCCUUCAGUUAGGGGAGCAGCCCUGUGUUUCUCCAGAGGCACUGACUGGCCGGGUGCUCCGGGCCUUGCGGCUCUGUCACGGACAAUCGUUGGAGGGGCAGCUCUAGGCUGGGGAGUGCGCUGGGUCGCGUUCGGAGCUCUGGCGGCAGGGCAGAGCGGUUGGCACACCUGUGUGUGAAGUCUGCCCGAUCCCCUGGCGUUUGGUCAGAGUACCUCAUGGCGCCCUACUGGUCAGGGGCUCCUUCUGGCCACAGUAGGAUCUCUGGAUGCUCAUGGUGUCCGUCCCAUCCUCAGGCUGUGUGCUCAACAGGAUAAAAACCUGGGCUAACGCCACAGCUGGGAGACACCUUGUCUCUCUGAAAACUUCUCAGAACACCUAAUGUGUGCUCAUCGUCGGGGCCAGUUUCUCCGCCGAACAUGACAAUGAAGCUCUUUUAGAGAAAAGACCUUUGUAGACUCAACAAUUGUGAUAGGAUUUUUAAAGACACCUAUUUUUGGCUCAGUUUUCAUCAUUACCAUUAAAUGCAUUGGAUAGAAUGGGACUGCUCUUCGCACGUCAUAUUAUAGGAAGACGUAAUUCCAGUGCCUUUAUGGUGGAGCAGAAUUAGACACACGUCCAUUCAGCUGAGUGGAUCUCAGAUGAAGACCUUUUUUAAACAUAUGUCUGUAUUUAAGACAUAGCCUGUUUUGAGUUUUCUGCGGUUGCGCAUCAUAAUCUGUGCCAUCCUGACUCAAAGGUCAUCUGGACCCCCAAAUCCCAUUUCAGCCAGGCCCCCAUUUUGUUUUUCCAGAGUUCAUACAGGUGGACUACAGAGCCCCAAAGCCCUUCUUCAUCUCUUUGAGGGCCGAGGAUAUGAGGGGUUCCAAGUCACAGAUAGACAUUCCAGUUUGCUUUCUUUAGAAAUUGUUCUCAGGCAGAGCUGUGGGGCCAGGCCUCUGUGAAGCAGGCUCUGCAUGUAGAAACGGGCCUUGGAGGCCUGGGGCUCUCCAGGCAGCGGGGCUGUGCACUGACUUAAGGGCGAGGCGCCAGGGAGCUUGAGAGCACAUCAGAGACAGACUAGGACAGUUACCCCUGGGCUCCCGUCACCACGCUCUUCCCACUCAACCAGUGGCUGCUUCACAAGGAUUUUUAGGGCACGUGCCUGUCCUGUGAAGUCUGUGCCGCAAGGUGUGUCUGAACUGACUGCUCCAGCUAAGUGAUUUCAAAUAUGUGGAGAAUAAAGAGCCUCCUCAGAAUGUACACCUGUGUGGAGACACAGGCGGCUCUUUGGUCCCUGACUCCCAGGGUGCAGUGCUCAGUAACUCAGAGUUUGUGCAGAGGUUUGCCGGGUUUCCAGGGGGGUGAGACCGCUGUCAGCUCCCCGGCCAGGCCUCUGCUCUGACUUCUUUUCUACAUAAGAACCCACACGUGUUUCACAUUGGGCUAAGUGGAUUCCUUAUCCCUUUAUUAUAUCUAUUUUUUGCAGCUUGGGUUUCCAGUUUGUUUACAGAAUAGUCUUAGGUAGUAGCAAAAGAGCCAAAGAAGAGAUUUGUAUUGCUGAGCUCAGAGUCGCGCAGAGGCCGUUGGUGAGUGCUGAGCGGUGCGGGAACUCUGCAGGCGGCCGAGGACACCCGGUCCCCCCCGCAGGGCUCCCCCUCCCAGAGACCGUUGAGUGUGCAGCUGGAGCAGAUACCCUCAUUUUAGGAAGCUAGUGAUGCCUCUUGCCUCAGGGAAAUGUUUCUUUGAUGGGGAGUUUACGAGAUUUCUUUUUCUUGUUUAUGCUUUAUUUGUGGUAAUGAGAGAGUGAAUGACUUCCACAGCCACGGCCAGGCCCAGCUGCGGGCAGAGCAGGCUCCGGGCCGGGGGGCUGCGGCGCUGCAGGGCUUUCCCUGGCGCCGUUUCGUAGGUGUGAAAGGGGCUGUGGCUUUUGUGCAGCGACUAUGCUGGUGUUAGGGGGUGGUGUGGAAAUUGUUAAUCUUGUAUAAAGCAACUCAAUAAAUUGUUUCAAGGUUUCCAAAACAUCGUUUCUCAUUCUUUUCUUUUUACUGUAUUUGCAAAUACUCCUUCCUCCUGUAGGAGCUGGUAUAUAUGGAGUAUCCAUUUUGGCUGAAAGCCAAGAGCAGUGGGGGAGUAAGCCUGACACACCAGAGGUGAAGAAACACACUUACACGAAGUUAGGAUCAAGCCACCGGCGUUUAUUUCUGUACUGUGAAUAGAGUUCCUCAUUACUCCCCUUCUCUUAGCAAAUACAUGAGAUACAGAGAACCCGAAAUUGGCUUGGUGAACAGUCAGCUAUGUAGUAUACCUAAACCCCAGUGAGAGAAUAAGCAGGACAUGUAAGGCAUGAGACAGGCUAACAG